This is a messenger RNA of Staurois parvus, 654 nucleotides long. NCBI's taxonomy places the organism in Eukaryota, Metazoa, Chordata, Amphibia, Anura, Ranidae. The record is from the annotation of a GenBank genome assembly.
UUGGCAGAGAGGGAUGGAGGCCAGUGGAGGGAUUGGCAGAGAGAGGUGGAAGCCAGUGGAGGGAUUGGCAGAGUGGAGUGGAGGACACUGAAUGGAGACCAGUGGAAGGAUUGGCAGAGAGGGAUGGAAGCCAGUGGAGGGAUUGGCAGAGAGGGGUGGAGGACACUGAAUGGAGACCAGUGGAGGGAUUGGCAGAGAGGGGUGGAGAACACAAUGUACACCAGUGGAGGGAUUGGCAGAGAGGGGUGGAGGACACUGAAUGGAGGCCAGUGGACAGAUUGGCAGAGAGGGGUGGAGGACACUGAAUGGAGGCCAGUAGAGGGAUUGGCAGAGAGGGAUGGAGGACACUGAAUGGAGGCCAGUGGAGGGAUUGGCAGGGAGGGGUGGAGAACACUGAAGGGAGGCCAGUGGAGGGAUUGGCAGAGAGGGGUGGAGGCCAGUGGAGGGAUUGGCAGAGAGGGGUGGAGGACACUCAGUGGAGGCCAGUGGAGGGAUUGGCAGAGAGGGGUGGCAGAUACAGAACGGUUAGUAAGGUGGAUGAACUGAAGAGGGGAUAGCCUGCGAUGAGGUCGGCCAAUGAGGAGGGAGUUACAAUAGUCAAGGCGAGAGAUAACCAGGGAGGGAAUAAGUUGCUUGGUGGUUUCCGAGGUUAGG